Spinacia oleracea (spinach) is the source of this 2317-nucleotide messenger RNA. RefSeq names its product RNA polymerase sigma factor sigB. The transcript has 7 exons. Gene Ontology annotation, molecular function: DNA-binding transcription factor activity. The record is from RefSeq and is a predicted model, not a curated record. Bases 163 to 1890 code for a protein of 575 amino acids. Gene Ontology annotation, biological process: DNA-templated transcription initiation; regulation of DNA-templated transcription. Lineage: Eukaryota; Viridiplantae; Streptophyta; Magnoliopsida; Caryophyllales; Amaranthaceae.
UCAAAGGGGUGAGUUUUUGUCAUUUGUGGUAUUCGCUCCUAGCAUUCCCUCUCCGAUUUUCCUUAUCCAGUCUCUUUCUCUCUCCUCCCCACUCAACUUCUGAGCAUUUAUCUAUGCAAUCCACCGCCAUUAGAACUGAUACAUAGAGAAGGAAGGAAGAAGAUGACAUGUUUAUUGCCGCAGUUCAAAUGUCAACCUGACACUUUCUCCAUUUCUUCCGUUCUUCAUCCUCCUUCUGCAUCUUCUUCUGCUACUUCCCUCUUGAGAAAUAGAGAUUUGGUCUGUUUUCGCCCACAAUGUGCGGUGUCUACUCCACCACCACCCACAGCAGCAGCAGAAACUUCCAUAUUUGAUGUAGAGAAGCUGCGUUUGCCUUAUGUUGAAUCUAAUUCCAAUUCACUUUCUGCAUUCGCACAAUCGACUUUUUUGAGCACUUUGGGUUCUCCAGCUGAGGUCAAGUUUGAUACUGCGUUGACAGCAAAGUUACUGAUCGAAAAUGAAGAAGCUGUUAUUGCUGCUGCUGCUGCCGAAGCAGUUGCCUUGGCAAGGGCAGCAGCCAAGCUUGCAAAGGAUGCCGCACUUAUGGCCUUUAAUAGUCAGCCAACAAAGCCAGUGUCUAAACUUGAAGGUCAAUCACUUCAUUUUAGUGGUGCUCAACUUUUAGAAAAUGAACAAGUAGGGAGUAUGAGAAACUUUGAGGGGUCUGAGAAUUCUCUUAGAGAAGGUGACACGGUUUCUGAACCUGCUGACAUGGAGCCUACAAUCGAGGAGCUUCAACUCCUGGAAGUAGAACUUGAUGAGAGUAUAACUGUUAGGUCGACACGCCAAGGAGAGAGAAAGGCCAGGAGAGCAAGGGCUGCAGAGAAGGUUGCAUCUAAUGUUGUUUCUGUUAAGGUAGGGUCUAAUAGCCGCAAAAAGCGCACAUCCGUGCAAGAAGUGGACUAUUCUGAUCCAUUGCGUUACUUAAGAGGAGCCACCAACUCCUCUAGGCUUCUUACUUCUUCUGAAGAGACAGAAUUGUCAGCCGGAAUCCAGGACUUGCUCAAACUAGAAAAACUGCAUGACGAACUGAAAGUAAGAUUUGGGGAAGAGCCGUCCUUUGUGCAGUGGGCUGCCGCAGCAGGUAUUGAUCAGAGAACUCUAAGGAGGCGUCUAAACCAUGGUACUUUCUGCAAAGAUAAAAUGAUCAAAAGCAACGUAAGGCUUGUGAUAUCGAUUGCCAAAAAUUAUCAGGGAUCUGGAAUGAAUCUUCAAGAUCUUGUUCAGGAAGGAUGUAGAGGUCUUGUUAGAGGAGCAGAAAAGUUUGAUGCCUCCAAAGGUUUUAAGUUCUCAACUUAUGCUCACUGGUGGAUAAAACAGGCAGUUCGAAAAUCCCUUUCCGACCAGUCAAGGACAAUCCGCCUUCCAUUUCACAUGGUUGAGGCAACUUAUAGAGUAAAAGAGGCUAGAAAACAGCUGUUAAGUGAAAAUGGAAAACAACCCAAUAAUGAGGAAGUUGCAGAGGCUACAGGACUGUCAAUGAAAAGGCUAACUGCUGUACUAAUGACUCCUAAGGCUCCAAGGUCUUUAGACCAGAAGAUCGGAUUCAAUAUGAAUCUUAAACCUUCGGAAGUAAUAGCUGACCCUGAAGCAGAAACUGCUGAAGAUUUGUUAACUAAACAGUUCAUGAGGCAAGAUCUCGAGAAGGUUCUAGAUACAUUGAGUUCAAGAGAAAAGCAGGUGAUAAGAUGGAGGUUUGGAUUGGAAGAUGGAAGAAUGAAAACACUACAAGAGAUUGGUGAGUUGAUGGGUGUCAGUAGGGAAAGGAUUAGGCAAAUUGAAUCGUCUGCGUUUAGGAAGCUGCAGAAUAAGAAGAAAACCAUUAAUUUGCAACAAUACAUGUUCUUAUAAGAUCCAACCAACUCAAGUUUACCAUUCAUCACCCAGUCUAAGCUAUGUUUUUAUCUGCGAGUCGUUCGUGCUUUUUAAUAUAGAGAAGUGAGAACCCUUAUUUUCUUUUUCCCUGUUUCUAUUUUUGGGAGGAAAAUAAAGGUGCUUGGAGGUGAUUAUGUAUGUCAGUAUGUGGACAUUUUGGGGCAGUACAAAGUUCAUAUUUUGGUACAAAGGUCAUUUUUCUGCCCCAAAUGUGCAAGUGUAGCAUAUUUGAUUCUUAAAUUAGGGAGACAACAAGAAAGAGAAUGAUACUUGUAGCAAGGACUUUACCCAAAAUAGUCAUUUAUUGAAGUUUAUCAAAUGUGUACAGCAACUUAUGGAACUUCACAUUACUCCGUAUUAAACUUGACAACUUAUUUAUGGAACUUCACAUUAUUAAACUUGA